UCAGCCCGGCUAGUGUUCUUUCCAAGGACAUUUGACCAUAUGUCUGUAUCACAGACAUUGAGACCUUCUGCCUUUGUUUGACCAUCAGUUAUGUGUGCCAGCUCCUGACCGACGAUAUAUGAAGAGGAAAAUAAUCGGAAUACACAUAUAAUUUAUGUUAUAUGCCUGGGUGCCAUGGCUGCUGAUUUUGAUGUGGUGAACCUGUUUGUAAUUGCUGCUGCAACACUGGCUAUUCCUAUUGUGGCUUUUGGUGCAUCCUUUCUUCUUUGGCCCUCAGUACUCAUUAGAGUAUACCACUGGUACUGGAGACGGACUCUGGGCCUUCAGGUGCGCUACGCAGACUGCGGCGGCUACCGCUUCUGUUACUCCUGCAGGGGCAAGCCGGGAAUGAGGCCCUCUAUCCUCCUGCUGCAUAAUUUCUCUGCUCACAAAGACACCUGGCUCACCGUUGUCAAGUAUCUACCCAAACAUCUGCACAUCCUGUGUGUGGACAUGCCUGGGCAUGAGGGGACAACCAGAACCAAUAAAGACGAUUAUUCGAUUCAAGGACAGGCCAGACGGAUCCGUCAGUUCGUAGAGGCCAUCCGCUUGAACAGGAAGCCCUUUCAUUUGGUGGGAGCCUCGAUGGGGGGCAGUGUGGCGGGGGUCUAUGCAGCCUGCUAUCCCUUAGAUAUCUGUAGCAUGACACUAAUUUGUCCAGAUGGUAUAAAACAUUUAUCUGAGACCAAAUUCGACAACCAUCUACAAGACCUCCAGCACAACCAGUAUACACUAAGCAUCCCACUGAUUCCAACCACACCGGAGGAGAUGCAAGACAUGUUGAAACUCUGCUCCCAUGUUCGCUUCAAGAUCCCUCAGCAGAUUCUUCAAGGUCUGGUAGAUGUUCGGCUUCCGCACAAUGAAUUUUAUGAAGAAGUUUUCAUGGAACUCAUCAGCGAAAGAUCAAGAUAUGCCUUACAAGAGCACUUGCAUCUGAUUUUUACACCUCUACAAAUAAUAUGGGGCAAAAAGGACCAGGUGGUGGAUGUCUCUGGUGCUGCGAUCAUUGAAGAACAUAUACCUGGGUGCAGAGUGGACCUGCUGGAGAACUGUGGCCACUCGGUGGUAAUGGAAAAGCCCAGACAAACAGCAAAACUCAUAUUAGAGUUCAUCAUCGCAAAGCAAAAUACCACCAAGAAGUCAUCGUGAAACAUCAAAUAUAUAUCAAAUUAUUUUAUUUAUUUGCCAGAUUUAUAUUAGGCCUAGAUAAUGUAGGUCUACUUCCUAAUAGGUGUCAUUAUCUAUAAAGCCCUUUGUGUCUGGUUUAAAUUGAUCUGAAAAUAUUGAUAUUUCCAAUAAAAUAAAAGUUAUAGAACUAAACAUUGAUAGAUAGAUAGAUACUUUAUUGUCAUUGCACAUGUCACAAGUACAGAGCAACAAAAAGACCAUCCCGUCCAAGAAACAUAAAAGACAGUGUGGGGAGAUAGGACGGAGAGACCGUCAGGGCUCCCUCGUUAGAUAAGAUAAAGGUAAACAAGAGGGUAAACGAGGGGGAAAAAAAGUUAAUUCCCAAACUAUGCUCCUGUGUGUGUGCGUGCGUGCGUGUGUGCAUGCGUGCGUGUGUGAGUGUGUGUGUGUUGAGUGGGUUGCUCAAAUCCAAUCUCUCUCAACUACAAUUUUCGACUAUGGCAAGCCGAUUUGACGUAAAUUCGCUAAAUAUAUGCGAUAUGCGUUGCAGAUAACUGCAAUGCUGUUUCGCCUAGUCAAAAAUAACAUUUCGCAUAUCCGCAACUAUAUUCCUCCUAUCCACAAUUGUCAUUUCAGAUAUCCAGCAAAUUCCUCCUAGGAGAAUUGACGUCAUUUUUGCCAUUCAUCAUGUCUAUGGGGUUUCUCAUUGCAGAUAUCUACAAUUCAGUUGCGGAUAUCCACUUUGUAUUUACGGAUAUCUGCAGCUGAAUUGUAGAUAUCUGUAAUUCCAGUUUGAGAUAUCUACAAUUUGAUUCUGACUAGCUAUAAUUCAUACUUUGCAGUCACGUGACUACCAUGGCCAAAAAACGCAGGCAAAAUGGCGACGAAUAGCGGCCAGCCAGGGGAAUUGCAGCCUUGCAGAUUUCCAAUAGGCCUACUACAAUCAAUCAACUAUUUAGACCAUAAAUGUUCAAAUUAGAUAUCAAGAAAAGUUAAAAACAUACUCGGAACUUGUGAUCCAUACACAGCACCCGCUGAGGUGUUCAUUGCUUUGAAGUUGGCAAUGUCUCGACCAGACUUGGAGUUUGGAGAUAUUUACAUUUAUCUAAUAGAGAGUCUGUCACCUUAUACCGCACAAAAAAAUAAAAGCCUUCAAAAGUA
Gadus morhua (Atlantic cod) is the source of this 2328-nucleotide messenger RNA. RefSeq names its product abhydrolase domain containing 6, acylglycerol lipase b (gene abhd6b). Gene Ontology annotation, molecular function: monoacylglycerol lipase activity. The record is from RefSeq and is a predicted model, not a curated record. The coding region runs from base 175 to 1188 and encodes 337 amino acids. The transcript is spliced from 10 exons. Gene Ontology annotation, biological process: acylglycerol catabolic process. NCBI's taxonomy places the organism in Eukaryota, Metazoa, Chordata, Actinopteri, Gadiformes, Gadidae. Gene Ontology annotation, cellular component: membrane; AMPA glutamate receptor complex.